Molecule: messenger RNA, 1044 nt
Organism: Venustampulla echinocandica
Lineage: Eukaryota; Fungi; Ascomycota; Leotiomycetes; Helotiales; Pleuroascaceae
Exons: 2
Coding region: 1-1044 (347 amino acids)
Source: RefSeq, a predicted model, not a curated record
AUGCUUCCCUAUCUUCCUGCUCUAGACAUCUCUAAAUCUGCAACGUCCCCACCGCGUCCCCGCCAUCAGGUUACACGCUCUAUUUCCGAACUCACUCCGACCAAAUUUCACCGCCCCCAUCAUUCCCAUCAACCUCAUUCCCACCAUCGGCACUUCCACCGUCAUGAAAAAGGCCGAGACCAUGUCCCUGAGAGUGGCCGCUCGAAUUCCCAGGCUAAUGGCCUUAACAUCGGGACGUCGAGUAGCGUAGGAACGCCAAACGAGAGUGGGGAUGUGAGUCGUAGGGCCAGUGUCUAUGGCGCAAGAAGGGAAGAUGGGGAGGAAGAGGAGAGGGUUGUUAAGAAGGGCCAGGUGAAGGAGGAGAAGGAAAAGGGAGCACACAGGGCAAGGGAGCUACGAAAUGCCAUAUUGGGCUUAAACACACUGUCGAAUAACACGACUCGGAGGUUGGAUAAUACAUAUUAUUCAGUGCUCGAAAAGCUUAGCGUCUUGCAAAAUACCAUAGUCGCGAUGAAGGAGCUGGCUGGUAUGAACAGACGAGUGAACGAGGACUUUAAAGCAGAGGGUAAGGGGAUGAUUGGUGAUAUCCGCGUGCAAUUAAAUGCGUUUGAGGGAUUUACUAUGCAAGAUAAGAGGAUAGUGGGACUGCAAGACCGAGUUAAGAAGGGUAGAGCGAAAGUUGAGGUACUUGGUAAACGGGUGGAAGUCGUUCGAGAACGAGUGGAAGGCUGGGAGAAGGCAGAGGUUGAGUGGCAGGAGAAGACCAGGAAACGAUUACGGGUACUAUGGCUUAUCAUGUUGGUUUGCGGAGUGGGCUUUAUUGCACUGGUUGUGUUCCAGUAUAUUCCUGCCGGGUCACAAGGUCAGGGCGGAUUGAAGGGGAACGCUUCUAGCCUGGCUGAGCGGAUACCGCAUUUUGAAGAGAUCGGGAAGGAGACGUUUAAUAUGCAGGAGAGAACAGAGAAUGCCUUGGAAGGGUUACUGAACAGGACAGGGGCAAGUCUGGAAGACGACCCAAGACUGAGGCUGUUUGAUGAGUUGUGA